CUGGGGAGGUUCCCAUUGUCCCAAAAGGGUCUUUCAGGUAUCAUCCCCGGGUUGCCUCUAGAAUGAUAAUUUCUGCCCGUUUCUUUGCCGUCAAUCCUCGAACUUCCUCUCCUACACAUCCUUUUUUCUUUUCCCUUUUUCCUUCAUCGUUUUCAUUCCUCAAUAGAUCAAUCUCACCUUUCUUUACAUUUUCAUUUACGACAGAUCGACCACGUAUAGGACCAGGCUAUUACAUCCACAGAAUCAUAAAAACCAAGUAAGCCACGACCACUCCUCCAUUCCUCGCUCGGGCCAAGAUACCCCGCGAAGUCGUAGUCGCAUUCGCUGACCGGGCCCGCGUGACUCCAGAUUCCGAGCAAACCGAAAACCACAACAAAGAAGUCAUACUGAACAACACUCAAUACACACAUCAACGUCACAAGAUAAACCGCCACAAUGGUCCUCAUCACACGAGCCAUCUCCCUCACCAACUUCCUCGUCGCUUCGUCCGCCCUCGGCUUCCAGGUCUUCGUCCUGUACCCAUGGCACGAGCAGCUGUCUCACGACUUUGAGGAGCUCAAGAAGGAACACAUCCGCGUCCUCGACUAUGUCAAGGGUGUCGACGCUGGCCUGAGAAAGGGACAAGGCGGCGCGCCAGCUGGCCAGUCUAUUCUGGAGAGACUGGGCUACAAAUGAGCAGCGCCAAUCGCUCUCUUUUCGUAGCCCUCGGACGUUUCUUUUUUCUUUUGAGGUUUAAUAAGGGUCGGCCGCCUCAUCAUGUGAUAAUUUCGCAACAACUCAGACUAAUCUGGUGAGUUGCCAGUGCUUGAGAGCUCACAUUCGACCGACAACAGCCUCACCCUUAUGAUUUCAGCCUCGCGACAACCUUGAUAAGGGAACUCGUGUUAUUGGACAGCCGUGCACUCCCAACCAGGC
Colletotrichum godetiae is the source of this 915-nucleotide messenger RNA. RefSeq lists its product as uncharacterized. The transcript is spliced from 2 exons. The record is from RefSeq and is a predicted model, not a curated record. NCBI's taxonomy places the organism in Eukaryota, Fungi, Ascomycota, Sordariomycetes, Glomerellales, Glomerellaceae. The coding region runs from base 436 to 675 and encodes 79 amino acids.